AUGCAUGAAUUUCCAUUGCCGAGUACUGACCCACCCCUUCACUUUCACUCACAGCGUAUGAAAGCCACCUGCUUCAUUGAGCAUAUCCGCCUUGGUCUUCACACCACCGAACAUCUCCCCACCUCCCUCCCAAGGGAGGAGAAAAUCCUUCAGUCACUAGCCAGUUAUGUGGUUGAAAUGCUUGAGACAGAUGCCCUCUAUGAAAUUGAGAAGGGAAUCAAGAAAUCCCUGAAUGCAAGCUAUGCAACUGCAGACCGAGAUGACCGACGUCGCCUCAAUAUCCAAGCUGAUGCACUCAAGGAACUCUUGUCCAGGGCACACCCCUUUGACAAUUCUAAAGUGGCCACAGAGUGCCAGAUUCUCACACUUGCUACCUCCUCUCAAGCCAUACACUCAAUUUUGAAGAACCUGCCCCGCAUUGAUGUCUAUGAAUGGGUCCGUGGCUUGUAUGCAAUGGUCACACCGCCUGACCUUGUUCAAAAAUCAUCAUCAACAAGGAAGGGCCUUGGAGCACCCUUCUUUCGACAAGGGUCUGCUGCGGAAGUCUGCACUCAAGUCUUCCAGGCAUUGCGAGACCUUUGCCCACACACAUCAUCCUCACAAGGGCAACAGGAGUUCUGCAUUGAGGCUGUUGUCUUUCAGAUGGAUUCAAGACGGAUGUAUCGAUAUCCACAUUCCACCAUGUUUCCCACAGGGAGGUCGAGUCAAUGGGCACAGUAUGAUUCAUGGGUGGACUUGAUAUACCCCAGCAGGAAUGCAAGACGACCUGAUCUGGGAACCAUGUCUGAUCCAGAUCGCCUUGCAGCCUCCAUUGCCAGCACCCAGAUUACAGAGGGAAACCCACAGGCAUCAUGGAACUGGAUUGAUGCAAGGCUUGGUGACCUUACAUGGGUCAUCAAACGUUCUCGACUUCCACUUGACUGGAUCCAGCAAGACAUCUUGAAGGACCCAAUGUCUCAGGAGCUCACGAAUUGGGUCACCGAGAGCUAUGAUAUGUCGGAUGCAAGAUUCCACAUCAGCCUCAUUGCUGCGUUCAUCCUCACUGCAUGGGCUCCCUUCCAUCGGGUCAAACACAAUGAAGAGAAGAUUCCAGCGGAACAGGCAAAGGGUGCAAACAUGGUUGAAUAUGCCAACAGCCUUGUAUGGGAUCGUGAAUAUGGGAAGACUCAAUCAGGGUGGAAAGCAAAGCCACCACUCUUCCACCUCUGGUUGAUAUACAUUUGCGGUAUUUUGGUGGAGGACAGUCCUUGGUGGCGGAGACACGAACAGAAGGCCCGAACUCAGUCCAUCAAACUGGCCUCCCGUACUGCUGAGCAAGGAAAAAAUGCAGAGGUGAUGACCAUGUUCAACACCAAGCUCCAGAGGAAAGGGGUCACCAUUGCUGUCCUUGCCCGACUCCACCUGGUAGAGGCCUGCAAACCUAAUGCAUUCAAGCCUGGAAGUCGCUAUCAGAUGGACUGGAGGCGCCAUCCGAAGGAGGUAUUGGAGUCUAGGCUUGCGACCAUUUCCAAGCACCUAGCCCAACCUCCACACAUGUGCCCUGUGUUCUGUGCAGUGCGAUAUUUCUUGGGUGAUGAGUGCCGUUCCCUUCACAUUGUGGAGUCUUUCCGAGUACCACCCAUGAAGGAGCGAGUGCCCUCCACUUCUUUGGCACACAAAGCUUCAGAGGCAUCCCUCCGUGCUGAUUCUGAGUCAUCAGAAGAUGAAGCAGAGAAUCCUGGGCUGAGUGCGCGUCCUAGGAAACGUUGCCGGGUUCUGUAA
This is a messenger RNA of Cantharellus anzutake, 1761 nucleotides long. RefSeq lists its product as uncharacterized. The transcript is spliced from 2 exons. The record is from RefSeq and is a predicted model, not a curated record. Lineage: Eukaryota; Fungi; Basidiomycota; Agaricomycetes; Cantharellales; Hydnaceae. Bases 1 to 1761 code for a protein of 586 amino acids.